Chroicocephalus ridibundus (black-headed gull) is the source of this 665-nucleotide messenger RNA. RefSeq names its product C-C motif chemokine 5-like. Lineage: Eukaryota; Metazoa; Chordata; Aves; Charadriiformes; Laridae. The coding region runs from base 116 to 427 and encodes 103 amino acids. The transcript has 3 exons. The record is from RefSeq and is a predicted model, not a curated record. Gene Ontology annotation, cellular component: extracellular region. Gene Ontology annotation, biological process: eosinophil chemotaxis; immune response. Gene Ontology annotation, molecular function: chemokine activity.
GGCCAGGGAAUAAAAGGAGAGCAGCAGCAGCAGCGGCCAAGCAUCGUGCAGAGGAGACCCCUGCAGCCACCCCAGCUCCAGCCCCAUUCACGGCUUCCUCAGCCCCUGCAGCACCAUGAAGGUCCCUGCAGUCGUCCUUGCCGUUCUGCUCCUCGUGGCCACCUGCUCACCAGCUGAGGCCCGUCUCGGUGACUCCAGCUUUGCUGCAUCCACCCGGAAGACAGACACCAUCCCCACCAUGUGCUGCUUCAGCUACAGGCACCGCCCCAUUCCGCGCAGAACCAUCGCCUCCACCUACACCACCAGCAGUAUCUGCCCCCUGCCCGCAGUGGUCCUCGUCACCAAGACGGGGCUGAAUGUGUGCGCGGACCCCCAGGCAUCCUGGGUGAAGGAGUAUGUGAAGCACUUCCAGAUGCAGAGGCACUGACCCUUCCUCACUACCAUCCCAGUGCAGUGGGCUCGGCACCCAGCACCAGAUGCACAACAGAAUGCUCGAGCUGCAUCCUUCUUCAAGGGGAAAACUUAUUCUGAUUGACGUAUAUUUGUUAAAUGAAAUUUUGUUUGCUAACAAAGUAAAAAUACAAAAAUGAUUUAAAGAUAUCAACAUGCUUGUUAAUGCGACAUCAAGAGUUUUGAUGCCUAAAUAAAGUCUUUGGAUUAUCAAA